Molecule: messenger RNA, 2074 nt
Organism: Scylla paramamosain (green mud crab)
Lineage: Eukaryota; Metazoa; Arthropoda; Malacostraca; Decapoda; Portunidae
Product: potassium channel subfamily K member 6-like
Biological process (GO): stabilization of membrane potential; potassium ion transmembrane transport
Cellular component (GO): plasma membrane
Molecular function (GO): outward rectifier potassium channel activity; potassium ion leak channel activity
Source: RefSeq, a predicted model, not a curated record
UUGGACAUGUGACGAGGAGAGACAAUGAGAGAGCGGGAAGACAUGUGACGCCGGCAGCCAUGUGACGAAACGAGGACGGGAAGAGCUGUAUGAGAGAGUAACGGGCGCUUGAACCUUAAUAACACCUUAAUAAUGCUCCUCGCGUGCCAAGGCUGCUGCUCCGGGGAGGACUACUAUCCCUUGGAGGGGGACACAGAGGGCUACGAUGAGGAGAACCCCGGGGAAUCAGACUGCGAGGAGGACGUGAAGGGCGCGAGGGGUGGGCGUGGGGGCGAGCGGCGGUGGCGGCGUCCGAGGCUACCUGACGUGGUGCUAGCUGUUUACCUGGUGGCGUACUGGGGCUACCUGUUCCUCGGAGCGGCGUUCUUCUCCCAGAUCGAGGGGCCCCUGCAAGAGAUGAUGGCCUUGAAACUGAAGGAGAGCAGGGAGGCGUUUCUGAGGCAGUACCCGUGUGUGUCAGACUCGGCGCUGGAGGACCUCAUAGUGGAGAUCAUCACCGCCAACAACCGUGGGGUGUCAGCGGCGAAAGCACGGGGGGAACACAACUGGUCCUUCGGGCAGAGCUUCUUCUUCUCCAGCACCAUCGUCACCACCAUAGGUUACGGUCACGUGCACCCGCUGUCUGAAGGAGGCAAGAUCUUCUGCAUCAUCUACGCCAUCAUCGGGAUCCCCAUGACCUUCAUCCUCCUGACGGCGCUGGUGGAGAGACUGCUGCUGCCGACCACGUGGCUCCUCUACUGGCUCAACUCUAAGCUGGGGCAUCUCUACCAGCCGUUCAACAUUCGAGUGUUCCACCUGGCCAUCAUCGGCACCAUCACCUUCGGUCUGUUCAUGGUGGUGCCAGCCUUUAUAUUCGCCAAGCUAGAGCCGGGCUGGGACUUCCUGGACUCCCUCUAUUACUGCUUCAUCUCCCUCACCACCAUAGGCCUCGGUGACUACAUCCCUGGAGACGCCCCCAGGCAACCCAUGAGGCCCCUCUAUAAAAUCUGUAUCACUGCGUACCUACUGCUGGGUCUGACCUUCGUGAUGCUGCUGCUGCACCUCUACAAUGACAUCCCGCAGCUCAACCUUGGGCUCUUCCUGCUGCGCGGUUCUGAUGUGGCUGCAGGCGAUCCCGAGCGGAAUGAGACUCAGCGGCACGGGGGGCGUCGCUCCUAAAUACACACAGCACAACGACCAGCCAGUCCGGCAGAGUGUGAAGGUUGUCUCCCGGCCGGUGGACUCACCCAGCCCCGAGGAGGACACCACCCCCGUCCACGCCCAGAUGCCUCCCAUCAUCCCCACCAGCCAGGGCAGUGGUUAAGGUAGCCAACCACUCCUCCCUGUGUCCUGGUCUCCCCUUGCCUCCCACUCCCACUCCCUUUCUCUUGUCUUGUUUUUUCUUUCGCUCUCUUUCAAACUCGACAAAUGAUGUAUUAGAGAAAAUAUUGAAUUCUUCCAGUGCUACUCUAGGAUUGACGCUUUUCAAAACUUCAUAUUUCAAUUAAAAACCAAGAGAUGUACUAAUACAAAUUUUUGCUGUUGUGUGGUGUUGCAGACAGGUACUAAUUCAUGUAUUUUCCUAUCACUUGCAUUUAACUGUUUCUCAGAAGGAACAGAGUGGUGGAAAUGUUGCAAACUUAAAAGAAUUAAUGCUCUGCUCCACUUUUUUCGGGAGCCACAGAGAGGGUGGACCUCAGUCACGACACAAGGUUCAUGCCUCGAUGUAUUAAAGAAAGAAUAUAUAUUUAUUUUUCUGUGACAAUUAAUUAUGUUGGGUAGUUUCUUGUUUAACGGAAAUGUCAAUGUGAAAGGGAUGCUUUAUGACACACCAUUUGUCAUAGGAGUGUGAUGUGUGGGCCACUGCAGACAGUUUGUACCUUUCUUGCAUGAGGGUGAAGGCAACAAAAUAGCUAUACUUACAUGCAGACAGUUUGUACCUUUCCUGCAUGAGGGUGAAGGCAACACUUACACAAGGCAAUGGGGACUCAAAGUAUCAGAAAUUUUCAAAGUCUGGCUGCCAUGACAAUCUUGGGAACCAUACAUACCUACUCUCUGCACCUAAGUUGGAUGAAUCAAAUUAUAUUCUACAAAA